This is a messenger RNA of Heterobasidion irregulare TC 32-1, 162 nucleotides long. RefSeq lists its product as uncharacterized. NCBI's taxonomy places the organism in Eukaryota, Fungi, Basidiomycota, Agaricomycetes, Russulales, Bondarzewiaceae. The annotation marks the transcript as partial. The transcript has a single exon. The record is from RefSeq and is a predicted model, not a curated record.
UUAAUCAAUUCAGGAGCAGAAGGGCUUCUCAUCGACAAACAAUUUUGUUUGGACAAUAACAUACUGAUGCAGAAAAUCAACAAACCUAUCCCUGUGUUUAACGUGGACGGAACAGCCAAUGAUGGAGGAAAAAUCACUGACAAAGCCUGCCUGCUUAUGAGA